CACACACAGGCACACACACAAACACAAUCACAUGGAUAAGUAAGGAAUAGAUUUUGCUCUGUUGAUUUACAUGACGAGUGUUCUUGAUAAAUGAAUAUUCCAUUAAUCAACGGAACCACCCACUUAUUGAAUUAUAGAUGAGUAUCUGUGAGUGAAUAUUCUACAGACACAUUUUUUACUCCAGACAUAUUCUUCAGGCAAAAGCAACAAACCACUUUAGCUGUUAUGUAAAUGACUGAGUAUUCAUUCCACAGCCUCUUGUCCUCUUAAUAUAAUCUUUAGGUAGAUUCUGAACAUGCAUUGUAUUCCGGUAUGAAUGUGAGUAAUAUCAUCUUCAUCAUCACAAUCUUCAUCAUCCAUCAACCAUCAUCAUCACAACCACCGUCAUCGCAACUGCCGUCUUCACAACCGCCGUCUUCACAACCGCCGUCUUCACAACCACCGUCUUCACAACCACCGUCAUCACAACCACCGUCUUCACAACCACCGUCAUCACAACUGCCGUCUUCACAACCACCGUCAUCACAACCAUCGUAUUCACAACCACCAUAUUCACAACCACUGUCAUCACAACUGCCGUCUUCGCAUCCGCCGUCUUCGCAUCCGCUGUCUUCGCGUCUGCCGUCUUCACAACCACCAUCAUCGCAGCCUCCAUCAUCGCAACCACUGUCAUCACAGCCACCGUCAUCACAACCACUAUCAUCUCAAUUGCCGUCUUCGCAACCACUGUCAUCACAACCACUGUAUUCACAACCGCCGUCUUCACAGCCACCGUCAUCGCAACUACCGUCAUCGCAACCACCGUUUUCACAACCACCGUCUUCGCAACCACCGUCUUCGCAACCCCCGUCAUCGCAACCACUGUCUUCACAACCACCAUUAUCACCACCUUCAUCAUAAUCAUUACUG
Messenger RNA from Octopus sinensis (East Asian common octopus), 909 nucleotides. Its product is annotated as vegetative cell wall protein gp1-like. The record is from RefSeq and is a predicted model, not a curated record. Bases 313 to 900 code for a protein of 195 amino acids. The transcript has a single exon. Lineage: Eukaryota; Metazoa; Mollusca; Cephalopoda; Octopoda; Octopodidae.